Molecule: messenger RNA, 409 nt
Organism: Chelonoidis abingdonii (Abingdon island giant tortoise)
Lineage: Eukaryota; Metazoa; Chordata; Testudines; Testudinidae
Product: large ribosomal subunit protein uL22
Biological process (GO): cytoplasmic translation
Cellular component (GO): cytosolic large ribosomal subunit; ribosome
Molecular function (GO): structural constituent of ribosome
Source: RefSeq, a predicted model, not a curated record
UAAAACUAAACUCUUAAACGUUCCAGGCCAAGCAGUGGGGCUGGACACAGGGACGUUGGCCUAAAAAGAGUGCAGAGUUCCUACUGCACAUGCUCAAAAAUGCUGAGAGUAAUGCUGAACUCAAGGGUCUUGAUGUGGAUUCUCUGGUAAUUGAGCACAUCCAGGUCAACAAGGCCCCCAAAAUGCGCAGGCGUACCUACAGAGCUCAUGGUCGUAUCAACCCCUACAUGAGCUCCCCCUGUCAUAUUGAGAUGAUCCUCACUGAGAAGGAGCAGAUUGUUCCAAAGCCAGAAGAGGAAGUUGCUCAGAAGAAAAAGAUCUCUCAAAAGAAGCUGAAGAAGCAAAAACUUAUGGCUCGGGAGUAAAUCUGACAUAAGAUGUACAUAAAUAAAAAAGAAAACGGAUAUUA